This is a messenger RNA of Galeopterus variegatus (Sunda flying lemur), 1623 nucleotides long. RefSeq names its product Fas apoptotic inhibitory molecule (gene FAIM). The record is from RefSeq and is a predicted model, not a curated record. Gene Ontology annotation, biological process: positive regulation of neurogenesis; canonical NF-kappaB signal transduction; negative regulation of extrinsic apoptotic signaling pathway via death domain receptors. NCBI's taxonomy places the organism in Eukaryota, Metazoa, Chordata, Mammalia, Dermoptera, Cynocephalidae. The transcript has 7 exons. Bases 681 to 1286 code for a protein of 201 amino acids.
AGGAGGAGUGUCCAGGCAAAGGGAAGAGCAUUUACAGAGGCCCUGGGGUGAGAAGAGCUUGCAUCAUUUAAGCAUCUAAACGAAGCCAAGCAGGCAGGGGCCAGAUCACCCAUGGGGCUUCAUGCCCAUCUUAAGCGUUUUGGUCUUUAAACUAAAGAACUACGGAGACUCUAUACAGAGAUUUUAGGAAGCGAAUGCCCUGUUCAGAUCUACCCUCCCCAUGCUUCAGAGCAGGUCCGGGUCAGUUUUUGCCCAGCAGGUUAUCCCCAGUGUCCAGCCCGGCACCAACCAUAGGGGCCGGACCUUCGUUGGCUGGGUGGCCGUGUGCAGUACGGGACUUGGGACCUGGUGAUGUUUUUGGUGCGGGCUGAGGAGGCGUGAACGGAGAGGGCGAAGCGGUCGGCGGCAGCAGCGGGCGAGGGCCGCGGGGGUCGGUCUGUGGAGCAGAGAGGCAGGUGGCGGGCUGCGCCGGGCGCCCCGGGGGACCUGCAGCGCGACCAGCAGUGGGCGCGUCUGGCACUCAGGCCUGCAGAGCUCCCAGCUUGCACACCGGCUGCGCGGCUUCCCGGCGAAGGGAGCCAGGCCAGGCGGCCUACGUGGCUGAGUUCAGACACCCCGGUUCUCGGCGCGGCCGUCCCGGAGCCUGCCGCAGCCCACAGCGCAGAGACUGUUUUGCCAACAUGGCAUCUGGAGAUGACAGUCCUAUCUUUGAAGAUGAUGAAAGCCCUCCAUACAGUCUGGAAAAAAUGACAGAUCUCGUAGCUGUUUGGGAUGUUGCUUUAAGUGACGGAGUCCACAAGAUUGAAUUUGAACAUGGGACGACAACAGGCAAACGAGUAGUAUAUGUAGAUGGGAAGGAAGAGAUAAGAAAAGAAUGGAUGUUCAAAUUAGUGGGCAAAGAAACCUUUUGUGUUGGAGCUGCAAAGACAAAAGCAACCAUAAAUAUAGAUGCUGUCACUGGUUUUGCUUAUGAAUAUACUCUGGAAAUUAAUGGGAAAAGUCUCAAGAAGUAUAUGGAGAACAGAUCAAAAACCACCAAUACUUGGGUAUUACACUUGGAUGGUGAGGACUAUAGAGUUGUUUUGGAAAAAGACACUAUGGAUGUAUGGUGCAAUGGUAAAAAAAUGGAGACAGCAGGUGAGUUUGUAGAUGACGGGACUGAAACUCACUUCAGUAUCGGGAACCAUGACUGUUACAUAAAGGCUGUCAGUAGUGGGAAGAGGAAAGAAGGGAUUAUUCAUACACUCAUUGUGGAUAACAGAGAAAUCCAGGAGAUUUCUGAGUGACUUCAUGAGUAAAAUUCAAUUCAUUCGAGUAAAAUCAUGUUAAUGAAUUUUAAUCUUAAGAAAUAAAGAUCAGGACUUUUUAAUUACAGUGGUAAUUAAAUGUGUUCAGUAUGUACUUAUCAGUACAUUUAGUCUUCAAUGUUUUUAUUUUUUAGUUACUUGGAACUGUUAUGUUACAAGGGUCAGGAAAAACACUAAUUAUGGCAAUCAUGAAAAUUACAAUUUAUUUUGUAAAUAAUUUAAAAUAUUUUAAACUCAAAUGGAAGAUAUGGACCCAAAUCACUAAUGUUUGUUUUACAACAAUAACCUUUCCUAUAAUAAACACUGUAAAAUAAAA